AUGUCUGCCCAAGAUUACUACGGCGGCGGCGGCGGCGGCGGCGGCUACCCCCAACAACCGCAGUACGGCCAACAGCAGCAGCAGUACCAGCAGCAGCAGUACCAGCAGCAGCAGUACGGCGGCCCCUCGCCCGCGCACUCGCCCUACCCUUCCCAGCCCUCGUACGCGCCCCCUCCGCCCCAGCCCGACUACAACACCGGCGGUGGCGGCUACCCGCAGCAGCCCUCCUACGCGACCUCCCAGCAGACCCUGCAGCCGUACUACCCGAACGGCGCCGGCGCGCCCUCGCCCUACGACCGCCCCUCCUCGGCCCAGUCCUACGGCGGCCACCCGUCGUCGUCCUCGGGGCAGGCACCGUACCCGGGCGGCGACCGGCCCUCCAGCGCGCAAGGCUAUUAUCACGGUGGCGGCGACCGCUCCGGCGCGGGUCCCGGCGAGGCCGUCGGCCCGGACGGCGAGCGCGGGCUGGCGAGCACGCUCGUCGGCGGCGCGGCGGGCGGGUUCCUCGGCAACAAGAUGUCGGGCGGGUCGCACGGCAAGCUCAAGGCCGUGCUCGGCGCCGCGGCCGGCGCCGUCGCGGCCAACGUCAUCAGCAACAAGAUCCAGGGCCGCCAUAACAACAACAGCCAUGGCAGCGGCCACGGCUACGGCGGCCACUCGGGUGGUGGCGGCGGUAUGCUCGGCGGGCUGUUGGGUGGUGGUGGCGGCGGCGGCGGCGGCGGGCAUCACGGCGGACACCACGGCGGACAUCACGGCGGGCAUCAUGGCGGUCAUCACGGACACCAUGGGCAUCACGGGCAUCACUCUCACGGGUGGUAA
This is a messenger RNA of Thyridium curvatum, 819 nucleotides long. RefSeq lists its product as uncharacterized. Lineage: Eukaryota; Fungi; Ascomycota; Sordariomycetes; Thyridiales; Thyridiaceae. Gene Ontology annotation, cellular component: outer membrane. The transcript has a single exon. Bases 1 to 819 code for a protein of 272 amino acids. The record is from RefSeq and is a predicted model, not a curated record.